Carassius carassius (crucian carp) is the source of this 1827-nucleotide messenger RNA. RefSeq names its product fibronectin type III domain-containing protein 7-like. Gene Ontology annotation, molecular function: protein binding. The transcript has 7 exons. The record is from RefSeq and is a predicted model, not a curated record. NCBI's taxonomy places the organism in Eukaryota, Metazoa, Chordata, Actinopteri, Cypriniformes, Cyprinidae. The coding region runs from base 190 to 1827 and encodes 545 amino acids.
AAUGUGUCAUUAUCUUGUGGGUCGGACACUGCAUCUGUUUCCUGGGCAGCAUCCAGUGGCCUUGUUUCAUACUAUACAGUAACAGCAGUAGAUGAUAAUGGACGUACGCUAACCAGCAACUCCAACAGAACUUCCUGUGACAUCAGCGGCCUGUCGUGUGGUCAGGCGUACAAUGUGUCAGUCACAGCUAUGAGUGUGGACUGCACUGGGCAACGCAGUGAAGUGCGUCGCAUCAGUACUGCUCCCUGUGACCCUCAAAACAUCACAACUGUGCUCCAGUGUGACACCAACACAGCCAACGUGACAUGGACUGCCAGCGCAGGAGCUAAUGGGUACACAGCAAUGGCAACAGACAGGCAGCAGCAACGUUUAGCUUCUUGUCACUCUAUGGGAACUUCCUGUCAGCUGACCUCUCUGCCGUGUGGGAUGAGACUAAAUGUGACUGUCCAAGCUGAUGGCACCACCUGCAACAGCAGCUCUCAACCUAAAGCUGUAGUGGAAACAGCUCCCUGCAUUCCCGCCAGUGUUGCUGCCGCUCUAAACUGUACAUCCAACAUUGCUUCCAUCACCUGGUACAGUGCACUUGGUGCCACUUGGUACUUGUUAAAGGCAGAAAGCAGCCAAGGGUACAAGACAUCCUGCAACAACACUGUCACACACUGUGAUAUCCCAAACCUGCAGUGUGGCCAGGAAUAUUCCAUCACAGUCAUGGGCAUGAAUGGUGUCUGCAUGGGCCCGGCUAGCCAGCCUGUCACUCUCGUCUCAGCACCGUGCCACAACACUGGCAUUCAAGCCAGUCUGGACUGCCGCACCAACUCAGCACUCAUUUCUUGGACACCAGGCAAUGGUUCAUUAAGUUUUAAUGCAACACUACAGUCGCUCCAGGACCCCCAAAAGCACAACUGCUUCACCAAUGGCUCCUCCUGCAACAUUGGCUCACUGCCGUGUGGUCAGCACUAUAACAUCUGUGUUACAGGAUACGGCCAGACCUGUUCAACCUCUUCUAAAGCCUUGGUCACUCUAGACACAGCUCCAUGUGUUCCCACUCAAGUCAAUGUGUCAUUAUCUUUUGGGUCGGACACUGCAUCUGUUUCCUGGGCAGCAUCCAGUGGCCUUGUUUCAUACUAUACAGUAACAGCAGUAGAUGAUAAUGGACGUACGCUAACCAGCAACUCCAACAGAACUUCCUGUGACAUCAGCGGCCUGUCGUGUGGUCAAGUGUACAAUGUGUCAGUCACAGCUAUGAGUGUGGACUGCACUGGGCAACGCAGUGAAGUGCGUCGCAUCAGUACUGCUCCCUGUGACCCUCAAAACAUCACAACUGUGCUCCAGUGUGACACCAACACAGCCAACGUGACAUGGACUGCCAGCGCAGGAGCUAAUGGGUACACAGCAAUGGCAACAGACAGGCAGCAGCAACGUUUAGCUUCUUGUCACUCUAUGGGAACUUCCUGUCAGCUGACCUCUCUGCCGUGUGGGAUGAGACUAAAUGUGACUGUCCAAGCUGAUGGCACCACCUGCAACAGCAGCUCUCAACCUAAAGCUGUAGUGGAAACAGCUCCCUGCAUUCCCACCAGUGUUGCUGCCGCUCUAAACUGUACAUCCAACAUUGCUUCCAUCACCUGGUACAGUGCACUUGGUGCCACUUGGUACUUGGUAAAGGCGGAAAGCAGCCAAGGGUACAAGACAUCCUGCAACAACACUGUCACACACUGUGAUAUCCCAAACCUGCAGUGUGGCCAGGAAUAUUCCAUCACAGUCAUGGGCAUGAAUGGUGUCUGCAUGGGCCCGGCUAGCCAGCCUGUCACUCUCGUCUCAGGUACUUGA